This is a messenger RNA of Brassicogethes aeneus, 724 nucleotides long. The record is from the annotation of a GenBank genome assembly. NCBI's taxonomy places the organism in Eukaryota, Metazoa, Arthropoda, Insecta, Coleoptera, Nitidulidae.
GCCCGAACAAAAAGCUCGCAGUCGAUUCAGUUCGAGUUGUACUCUAGUAAGUGAAAGUGAUCAAAGCGGUAAAACAACAACAAACAUGGCAGUCAGCAGAUUAUCUAUCAUCAAGUUUUUAGAACUUGCAAUUGCAGUAGCUUGCUUUGGCCUUCACUACCAAAGUAACCUGAAAUUAUAUUCUGAGGAUACCAUUUCUGCCGUAGCUUUCGGAGGAUACAUCAUUAUUUUAUGUGGAGGUUUUGCAGGUCACUUAAUGUCAACUCCAAUCAACAGAAGAAUCGACAUCUUUUUCUGUCUUGUUGGAUGUGCCAUCUUUAUCGCCGCUGGUGCAAUGAACAUUGACCACUAUAGGCACUAUGGCAACAGUGAAUGGAGAAACUAUGGUUUGGCUAAAUCCUCUUUGGCCAUUGUUAAUGGCGCCCUCUUCCUUUUGGACUCCCUUUUAACAUGGCGAGGAGACUUUUAAGUAAAAAAACUAAGUAAUUUAAGCCACCAAAUUAUAUUUUUUACUGUAAUCAUUUCAAAUUAUGUGUUUUGUAAACAAUUUAAAAGCAGUACAAUGUUUUAAGCUUUAAAUGUUGCUCUAUUUAUUGUUAAUAUUUUUAAAAAUUAGAUUUAAGUAUUGAUGCCUUUAAAUACGUAUUUUUAUAUUAACUUUUGUAAAUAAAACUUGCAUUUGUAUUUUUUCUCUUUUACAUUUGUACACAUUACAUAUAAAUGU